This is a messenger RNA of Porites evermanni, 3803 nucleotides long. The record is from the annotation of a GenBank genome assembly. Lineage: Eukaryota; Metazoa; Cnidaria; Anthozoa; Scleractinia; Poritidae.
AAGAUCUUCAAAUCGGCCAAAAUCUUCAAUGCAGGAUUUUUAAAAGCUAAAACCUUGAAAUCUGCAAAAAUAUUAAAUUCCGCCAAAAUCAUGAAUUCAGGAUUUUGGAAAUCCAAAAUCUUGAAAUCGGCCAAAAUCUUGAAUUCAGGAUUGUGAAAUCUAAGAUCUUGAAAUCGCCGAAAAUCUUUAAAUAGGUCAAAAUCUCAAAUUGAAAAUUUUGAAAACCUAAAAUCUUGAAAUCGGCCAAAAUCUUGGAUUCAGGCUUUUGCAAAGGUAAAAUCUUGAAAUCGUCCCAAAUCUUUAAGUUAGGAUUUUGGAAAAAGAAAAACUUGAAAUCGGUCCAAAGUCUUGAAUUGAGGAUUUUGGAAAGCUAAAAUCUUGAAAUCGGCCAAAAACUUGAAUUCAGGAUUUUGGAACCCUAAAAUCUUGAAAUCGGCCAAAAUCUUCAAUUCAGGAUUUUGGAAAGCUAAGAUCUUGAAACCGGCCAAAAUCUACAAAUUGAGGGUUUAGGAUAGCUAAAAUCUUGAAUUCUCCCAAAUUCUUGAGUUCAGGCUUUUGCAAAGCUAAGAUCUUGAAGUCGACCAAAAUCUACAAUUCAGGAUUUUGGAAAGCUAAAACCUUGAAAUUGUCCAAAAUCUUAAAUUUAGUAUUUUGGCAAAAUAAAAUCUUGAAAUCCGCCAAAAUCUUGAGUUCAGGUUUUUAGAAAGCUAAGAUCUUGAAAUCAGCCAAAAUCUAGAAUUCAGGAUUUUGGAAACCGAAAAUCUUGAAAUCGGCCAAAAUCUUGAGUUCAGGCUUUUGGGGAGCUAAAAUCUUAAAAGCGGCCAAAUUAUUGAAUUCAGGAUUUUGAAAAGCUAAAAUCUUGAAAUCGGCAAAAAUCUUGAUUUCAGGAUUUUGGAAAGCUAAGAUCUUGAAAUCGGUCAAAAUCUGUAAUUUAGGAUUUUGAAAAGCUAAAAACUUGAAAUCGGCCAAAAUCUUGAUUUCAGGAUUUUGGAAAGCUAAGAUCUUGAAUUCGGUCAAAAUCUCCAAUUUAGGAUUUUGGAAAGCUAAAAUCUUGAAAUCGGCCAAAAUCUUGAAUGGAGCAUUUUGGAAAGCUAAGAUCUUUAAAUCGGCCAAAAUCUUCAAUGCAGGAUUUUUGAAGGCUAAAACCUUGAAAUGUGCCAAAAUAUUAAAUUCCGCCAAAAUCAUGAAGUCAACAUUUUAGAAAUCUAAAAUCUUGAAAUCGGCCAAAGUCUUGAAUUCAGGAUUUUGGAAAGCUAAAAUCUUAAAAUCCGCCAAAAUCUAGAAUUCAGAAUUUUGAAAUCUAAGAUCUUGAAAUCAGCCAAAAUCUUUAAAUAGGUCAAAAUCUCGAAUUGAGGAUUUUGGAAAGCUAAAAUCUAGAAAUCGGCCUAAAUCUUGAAUUUAAGAUUUUGGAAAGCUAAAGGCUUGAAAUCCGCGAAAAUCUUGGAUUCAGGAUUUUGGAAAGCUAAAAUCUAGAAAUCGGCCAAAAUCUUGAAUUCAUUAUUUUGGAAAGGUAGGAUCUUGAAGUCGAACAAAAUCUACAAUUCAGGAUUUUGGAAAGCUAAAAUCUUAAAAUCCGCCAAAAUCUUGAAUUCAGGAUUUUGGAAAGCUAAAAUCUUAAAAUCCGCCAAAAUCUUGAAUUCAGGAUUUUGAAAUCUAAGAUCUUGAAAAGGGCCAAAAUCUUUAAGUUAGGAUUUUGGAAAGCGAAAAUCUUGAAAUCGGCAAAAAUCUUGAAUUGAGGAUUUUGGAACCCUAAAAUCUUGAAAUCGGCCAAAAUCUUGAAUUCAGGAUUUUGGAAAGCGAAAAUCUUGAAAUCGGCAAAAAUCUUGAAUUGAGGAUUUUGGAACCCUAAAAUCUUGAACUCGGCCAAAAUCUUGAAUUCAGGAUAUUGGAAAGCUAAGAUCUUGAAAUCGGCCAAAAUCUUAAAUUCAGGAUAUUGGAAAGCUAAAAUCUUGAGUUCAGGCUUUUGAAAAGCUGAAAUCUUGAAAUCGCCCAAAUUCUUGAAUUCAGGUUUUUUAUAAAGCUAAAACCUAGAAAUCGGGCAAAAUCUUCAAUUCGGGAUUUUGGAAAGCUAAAAUCUUAAAAUCCGCGAAAAUCUUGAAUUCAGGAUUUUGGAAACCUAAAAUCUUGAAAUCGGCCAAAAGCUUGAAUUUAGGAUUUUGGAAACCUAAAAUCUUGAAAUCGGCCAAAAUCUUGAAUUGAUGAUUUUGGAAAGAUAAAAUCUUCAAAUCCGCCAAAAUCUUGAAUUCACCAUUUUAGAAAGUUAAGAUCUUGAAUUCGGCCAAAAACUUGAAUUUAGGAUUUUGGAAAGCUAAAAUCUUGAAUUCGGCCAAAAACUUGAAUUUAGGAUUUUGGAAAGCUAAAAUCUUGAAUUCCGCGAAAAUCUUAAAUUUUAGGAUUUUGGAAAGCUAAAAUUUUGAGAUCAGGCAAAAUAUUAAAUCCCACCAAAAUCUUGAAUUGAGGAUUUUGGAAAGCUAAAAUCUUCAAAUUAGCCAAAAUCUUGAAUUCAUGAUUUUGGAAAGCUGAAAUCUUAAAUCGGUCAAAAUCUUGAAAUCACAAAGUUGGAAGGCUUAAAUGUAGAAAUUCGCCAAAAUCUUGAAUUCAAAAUUUUGGAAAGCUAAGAUAUUGAAAUGGGCAAAAUCUUGAAAUCGGCUAACAUCUUGAAUUUUGGAUUUUGGAAAGCUAAUAUCUCAAAUUCAGGGUCCUGGAAAGCAAAAACCUUGAAAUCGGCCAAAAUCUGGAAAUCAGGAUGUUGGAAGGUUUAAAUCUUGAAAUCCGCCAAAGUCUUGAAUUCAGGAUUUUGGAAACCUAAAAUCUCGAAAUCGGCCAAAAUCUUGAAUUAACCUUUAUGAAAGCUAAAAUCUUGAAAUCGGCCAAAAUCUACAAAUUGAGUAUUUUGGAUAGCUAAAAUCUUGAAUUGUCCCAAAAUCUUGAGUUCAGGCUUUUGGGAAGCUAAAAUCUUGAAAUUACCAAAAAUCGAAUUCAUUAUUUUGGAAAGGUAAGAUCUUGAAGUCGAACAAAAUCUACAAUUCAGGAUUUUGGAAAGCUAAAAUUUUACAAUUAGCCAAAAUGUUGAAUUCAGGAUUUUGGAAAGCUGAAAUCUUGAAAUCGCCCAAAAUCUUGAAAUCAGGAUGUUGGAAGGCUUAAAUCUUGAAAUCGGCCAAAAUCUUGAAUUCAGGAUUUUGGAAAGCUAAAAUCUUGAAAUCGGCCAAAAUCUUGAAUUCAGGAUUUUGGAAAGCUAAAAUCUUAAAAUCCGCCAAAAUCUUGAAUUCAGGAUUUUGUAAUCUAAGAUCUUGAAAUCCUCGAAAAUCGUUAAAUAGGUCAAAAUCUCGAAUUAACGAUUUUGGAAAGCUAAAAUCUUGAAAUUGGCCAAAAUCUUGAAUUCAAAAUUUUGGAAAGCUAAAAGCUUGAGUUCAGGCUUUUGAAAAGCUGAAAUCUAGAAAUCGCCCAAAUUCUUGAAUUCAGGUUUUUAUAAAGCUAAAACCUUGAAAUCGUAUAAAAUCUUCAAUUCAGGAUUUUGAAAAGCUAAAAUCUUGAGUUCAGGCUUUUGAAAAGCUGAAAUCUUGAAAUCGCCCAAAUUCUUAAAUUCAGGUUUAUAUAAAGCUAAAACAUUGAAAUCGGCCAAAAUCUGCAAUUCAGGAUUUUGGAAAGCUAAAAUCUUGAAAUCGGCGAAAAUCUUGAAUUCAGGAUUUUGGAAACCUAAAAUCUUGAAAUUGGCCAAAAGCUUGAAUUUAGGAUUUUGGGAACCUAAAAUCUUGAAAUCGGCCAAAAGCUUGAAUUCAGGAUUUUGGAAAGCGAAAAUCUAG